AUGAGGAAACCUGAGGUGGAAUCGCCCGGGGAGCAGAAACCUGAGGUGGAAUCGCCCGGGGAGCAGAAACCUGAGGUGGAAUCGCCCGGGGAGCAGAAACCUGAGGUGGAAUCGCCCGGGGAGCAGAAACCUGAGGUGGAAUCGCCCGGGGAGCAGAAACCUGAGGUGGAAUCGCCCGGGGAGCAGAAGCCUGAGGUGGAACCCCCCGGGGAGCAGACACCUGAGGUGGAGUCACCCGGGGAGCAGAAGCCUGAGGUGGAAUCACCCGGGGAGCAGACACCUGAGGUGGAAACACCUGGGGAGCAGGAACCUGAGGUGGAAACACCCGGGGAGCAGGGACCCGAGGUAGAAUCACCCAGGGAGCGGGGACCUGAGGUGGAGUCACCCGGGGGGUGGGGACCUGAGGUGGAAUCACCCGGGGAGCAGAAACCUGAGGUGGAAACACCCGGGGAGCAGAAACCUGAGGUGGAAUCACCCGGGGAGCAGAAGCCUGAGGUGGAAUCACCCGGGGAGCAGAAACCUGAGGUGGAAACACCCGGGGAGCGGGGACCUGAGGUGGAGUCACCCGGGGAGCAGGAACCUGAGGUAGAAUCACCCGGGGAGUGGCAGGGACCUGAGGUAGAAUCACCCGGGGAGCGGGGACCUGAGGUGGAGUCACUGGGGGAGCGGGGACCUGAGGUAGAAUCACUUGGGGGGAGCGGGGACCUGAGCAAGCCGAUCCAGCGGCUUGUCUUCACCAUCUACACCUACCAUCUACACCGAGCAUCUACACCCAUCCUUGGUCUCUGCGUCUCCACCCCCUCCUGA
Messenger RNA from Dama dama (fallow deer), 807 nucleotides. RefSeq lists its product as uncharacterized. Bases 1 to 807 code for a protein of 268 amino acids. The transcript has 3 exons. Lineage: Eukaryota; Metazoa; Chordata; Mammalia; Artiodactyla; Cervidae. The record is from RefSeq and is a predicted model, not a curated record.